Molecule: messenger RNA, 2709 nt
Organism: Amoebophrya sp. A120
Lineage: Eukaryota; Dinophyceae; Syndiniales; Amoebophryaceae
Source: the annotation of a GenBank genome assembly
UACAGGGAUUUGAAGAAGAACAUUUGAAACGUCAACAUAGAUUAUCUUCGCGACUCAUCAAGCAAGUUACCACAGUUUUUCUUUCUUCUUUGGAUAGUGACGGCAGCCAUACUCAACUUGUAUGUAGCAGUGUUUUGCAGGGCACUCUCUUCUUUGUAUUUUUCCGCGACAUCAUAAGAUCAAAAUGGACGCCGCGGAGAAGAAGUUCAAGCAAUCGCUGCGCGAGAUGCAGGGCUCGCUGAAGCAGCUGCAGGACUUUGAAUCGAAAUACGACGAGCUGAUCUCGACCCUGACCGACUUGCCGAAAAAACUUCAACACGACAUUAUGGUGCCCUUUGGCGACGGGAUCUUUUUUGAGGGCCACAUCGAGCGGACGAACGAGGUGAUCAUGCACCUGGGGGACAGUUACUACGCGGAGCGCACCAUUCCGAACGCGCUGAAGACGAUUGAGGAGCGGCACAGGGAGAACAAGAAACUCAUUUCAGCGCAAAUGGACGCGAUUGCGGACCUGGAGAAGGAGAGAAAGAUGCUGUUUGAGGAUAAGAUUCUCGAGGCGAGGAAGAUUAGAGAUGAGAAAAAAACCACGGCCGGGGUCGAGAAACCGAAUGUGCUGGAACGGGAAGUGAUUGUGCCGGAUAUGGUGGACGAAAAUAAAUGGAAAACCGCUGCUACUGCAGCGUCUUCUACAACCAACAAGGGUGGUGAAGCCGCGCGCAAGGUGGCAGAACCGGGAAUAAAACCAUCCGAGUCUGAAAUCGUUGAGAUCGAAGAGAAGGAAGGCGACCUCGAGCGUCACAUGAAGGAAAGUAGAACUAACGCUGACAAGGAAAACAAGAAGAAAACCGAGAACGAAAAUAACAGUGCAGAGGAGAAAAAAAGGCUAGAAAUGGAGAGAAUCGCUGCUGAGGAUGCGGCUCGGGCGGAGAAACUGGCGAUGGAGAUGUUUUCCAGUAACCACGGCGGAAAAAAAAGCACGAAGGCGAAGGAAAGGUCCAGCACUGACGGAGGGGGGAAAACACCAGAACCAGCGACAUCUGCCAGCAUGAAGCAGGAGGCGCAGACCACGGAGUCGAAACCGCUCAAAAGUGCCAAUCCGGCUGCUUCCUCCCUCGACGAAAUGCUUCGAAGGUUGGAAGAAACUGAGAACGCCAUGGCUGCUGCGAGAAAGAAGAACGCAAAGAUGAGGAGUGAAGAUGAAGACUCUUCAUCUAGAUCUUCUUCUGACGGUGACGAAAAUAAUUCCGACGAUGAAUCUGAAGAAGACGAUGACACGACAGCCGGCACUGGUCAAGGCAACGCCAGCGGCCUGAUCCUCGGCGACGCAAUGGUGGAUUUGGCGAAGCAGCAAGCCCUGAUUGACAAGAUGUACAGCGGGAUCGAGGGGUGCGAGCCGCCGCCGCGCGUAUUACCGGGUUCGGCCGCGAAGCAGAGCUUGCUGUUGUCCAGCAGUUGCAGUUCUUCGAAUAAAUCUGUUUUUGAGAAAAACGCGCUGAAGCAAAAGAUCCAGAGCGCUGGCACGCAGUACGACCAAGCCACGUUUGGAAAGCAGCUGGAUCAGAAGCAGCAGGCACAGAGGAAAAAGAUGGCCUUGUUGGAGGUGAAUGAUCGCCAAGUCUCGGAACGGGUGCUCGAUCUACUGGAGGAUAAGAACACUAGCUCGAAAAUAAAGGAUACUAAGGUUGCGCCGGAUAGUCGUGGUACUAGCAGAUCCACAUCAAAGUCCUCCACCACCGGUGGUACGACCUUAGCUUCUUCUGUUCCUCCUGUGAUAGCUGGCACUUCGAACUCGACAGGAUACCUCCACCAACUGGACAGCUACAAAGGUCGUUGUACAACUAGUUCGUCAAACGCGAACAAAUCAUCUCGGUCUGCGAUUAGCCAAAGCAUUCUCAUACCGGGCCAAAUGAAUAAAUCUGCCUCAACUGCUGGUGGACCAGGGAUGAUCACAAGCGCAGCUGCUCCCAAAGAUACCAAGAAGGAACCCGCACCUACUCCUCGUUCCGGAUCCGGUUCCUCCUCCCCGACCAAGACUCUUGACAGCAACCUGAAGCUCCACGUAGAUGGAGCUACGGGCGGUCGUGCAGCGACAUCAUCGGCUAGUGCCACCACUUCGUCUCUGAUUCAAGUCGUCUCCGAGACAGACCACGACACGAUUACUGCCAAUUGUUCCAGUCCCCCCCUCGGUGCGCAGCAAAUCUCGUCGAAGGGAAUUGUAGACUUAGAAGCGCUGGACAUGGAUGAAGAUAGCUUUGUUGUCCCUGCCAGAACUAAUAUCGCAUCUUCUACUUCACGACCGGGAGGACCAACUGUGCGUGGAGUUGCAUCCGCCAGUAGAAGUGCAGGGACGAAUACGAAAGCCGUGACGGCAGAUGCUGGUGCCCUUCCUGGAAAAAAAGUGAGGUUUGCCGAGGCUCCUUUAGAAGAAGUGGUAGACGUGAACCAUGAUCCUGUGGGUGUGGCUUCGACUUCGUCUGCGAACAACCCGUUUCAGUCCGCAGAAAAUCGGGCGUGGUUUGAUUCUUUGCAAAAACCCCAAACCGGAAAGCGUGUGUCGAAGUUCAAACAGGAGCGCAUGCAGCUCGCCGCGGGACCACGGGGGGCAUAGAGCAUGAUAGAUGGUGGAUGAUCAUGAUUGUUUGACGAAACUAUGACUGUUUGAGCAUUGUAUCUAGAUAGCAAAAUGAAAUUGCACCACCUGGGGAGGAGCAG